This is a messenger RNA of Pocillopora verrucosa, 1303 nucleotides long. The record is from RefSeq and is a predicted model, not a curated record. Lineage: Eukaryota; Metazoa; Cnidaria; Anthozoa; Scleractinia; Pocilloporidae.
AUGUACGGCUGGAUUGUAAGCAUCGGGAAGAAGGAUUUGAAGCCUGCAAACUUGCUCAUCAGUUCUACUGGACACCUUAAGAUAGCAGACUUUGGUCUUGCUAGGGUAUUUUCCAAUGAUGGCAACAGACAAUACAGUCAUCAAGUGGCUACAAGAUGGUACAGAGCCCCUGAACUGCUGUAUGGAGCAAGGAAAUAUGAUGAAGGAGUUGAUCUCUGGGCAGUUGGUUGUAUUUUUGGAGAGCUCCUCAACAAUUCUCCACUUUUUCCAGGUGAAAGUGAUAUUACACAGCUUUACUGUGUACUUCGAGUACUGGGAACACCCAGCCAAGGCCAGGGAAUGACAGAACUACCAGAUUAUAACAAAAUCGUUUUUCCUGAAAUGCCGCCAAUACCUCUAGAGAAUAUCGUUCCUGAUGCUUCACCAGAGGCGAUAGAUUUGCUGAAACGCUUCUUAGUGUAUCACUCUAAAGAGAGAAUUUCCGCAAAAGAGGCCUUAUUGCAUCCAUAUUUCUUCACGGAACCACUUCCAGCUCACCAUUCUGAACUACCAAUCCCAGCACGCAAUGCGCGGAAGACAUCAGGACGAGGCCCGUUACGUCAUACUUUUGACAUUGAUGUUCCUCUGGAGAAAUCUCUUGUCAAUCCCGCGUCGCUUGUACAUAAUGUUGUGGGCAUGCCAGAUUUUCACACUUGAGAUCUUUUUAAUUUCGUCCUUAGAAAAAUUGACUUUUGGAAUAGUUUUCAAUUGAAAGUCGAAAAUAAUACGGAAUUGCUUUGAUUUUGCUUUAGUUCGUCGUGUGAUUGGUCCAGAGCAGUCUUCUCGAUUUCGCUGGCAACCAGAUUCAAAACAAAAACCCUUUUUCCCGCGUUAAAAGCAGUUUGCUUGUCUCAUUUGUUAUUUCUUGUGAAUUCUCAUUGGCUCGUUGUACUCUUUUGCUCUUCUCUGAUUGGCUAUUGUAAUCACUUUGGUUGUGAUUGAACGACAGUCAAUCGAAAUGAUAUGGGAAUGCACGCCUGGAGCCUUAUGGGUCAUAUGAUAAACUUCCCUUAUUACUCAUGCACCUGUUGUUGAAAGUUUUUUUACUCGCGUUUCUCUUUUAGUUAAAACCGCUUCCAUGUUAGGUAAACCAACUUCAUACCAGACACGUUGCCAUUGUUAUGAAUUUCUAGAAAUAUUGCUUUGUUACUGCCAUACAGUAAAAGAGAGUCUUGUUUCUUGCGUCGAAAACUAUUAAUCCAACCAUUUAUUUCUGGCGCCUAUGCCACAGAUAACAAAGAAAAAGCAAAUUGAUACCCUUAAA